Molecule: messenger RNA, 1627 nt
Organism: Mesitornis unicolor (brown roatelo)
Lineage: Eukaryota; Metazoa; Chordata; Aves; Mesitornithiformes; Mesitornithidae
Product: striatin-interacting protein 2-like
Exons: 14
Biological process (GO): cytoskeleton organization
Cellular component (GO): cytosol
Source: RefSeq, a predicted model, not a curated record
UCGCUGCGCCGGCGGCUGGAGGAGCUUUAAUGCAAAGGCUGAGAGCCCUGGCAGCCAUCCUGCUCCCGAAAUAUCUGUGGGGACGCGCUAGCUCCCCUCCCUGCUAACCCCAACCCGCUGUCCGCAGGGCUCGGUGGAUUGCCCCAACCUGGAGUUCGAAUACGGGGAUACCGACGGCCACGCUGCCGAGUUAGCAGAGCUGUACAGCUACACCGAGGAGCACGAGCUCAGCACCAACAAGAGAUGCUUCGAGGAGGAUUUUCACGCUCAAGUGCAGGGCAGGAGGUGGCUGGAGCUGGACGGGGCUCAGCAGAAGGCCUACGUCAUGCGGCUGCUGGAUGGGCUGGAGGUGGUCAACAGGGACAAGCGGCUCAAAGUGGCACGGGCCAUCCUCUACCUGGCACAGGGUGUUUUUGGAGACUGCGAUAACGAAGGCGAUGUCCUGCACUGGUCUCGGCACAACAGCUUCCUCCUGUACCAGCUGGGAACCUUCACUGCCUUUCUGGAGCUCCUCAACAUGGAGAUCGACAACAGCCAGGCCUGCAGCAGCGCCCUGAGGAAGCCGGCCAUCUCGCUGGCUGACAGCACGGAGCUCAGGGUGCUGCUCAGUGUCAUGUACCUGAUGGUGGAGAACAUCCGUGUGGAGCAGGAGGCGGAUCCCCCCGAGUGGAAAACCUGCCGGGAGACCUUCAGGAUGGAGCUGAGUUUCCCCGUGCACACCGACGAGCCAUUUGCUCUUCUGCUCUUCACGAUGGUGACCAAGUUCUGCAGUGGCCAUGCUCCACAUUUCCCCAUGAAGAAGGUCCUGCUCCUGCUCUGGAAGGUGCUUCUGUUCACGCUGGGUGGAUUUGAAGCCCUGCAGACGAUGAAGGUGAGGAAGAGGGAAGAGUUGGGGCUGCCGCCCUUGCCGGAGGACAGCAUCCAGGUGAUGCGCAGCAUGCGCGCCGCCUCACCUCCCACCUACUCCAUCGAGCUCAUGGAGCAGCAGCAGCAGCAGCAGAAGCGCGGUCACCGCAGCCGGCGGCCCCUGGUAAAGCAAGACAGUUUGGAUAUCUACAACGAAAGAGACCCCUUUAAGAAUGAUGAAGCAGGAGUUGAUGAAGAGGAGAACGAUGACGUGGAGAGCGGGAUCGAGGGGGAACUGGACCUGAUGGAGCGGGACACGAUUAUCCCCGCUAUGCCUGCUCAGCGCCCGCCUAUUGAAAGGGUGUCAUUCCCCAAAGGGCUUCCCUGGGCCCCCAAAGUCAGACAAAAAGACAUCGAGCAUUUCCUGGAAGCAAGCAGGAACAAAUUCAUCGGAUUCACGCUGGGACAAGACACCGAAACCCUGAUAGGGCUACCACGGCCAAUCCAUGAAAGCGUGAAGACACUGAAGCAGCACAAGUACAUUUCCAUCUCGGAUGUCCAGAUCAAGAACGAGGAGGAGCUGGAGAAGUGCCCCAUGUCUCUGGGGGAAGAGGAAGUCCAAGAAACCCCUUGUGAGAUCUUGUAUCGAGCAAUGUUGUACAAUCUCCCCCAGUAUAUGAUAGCUUUGCUGAAGAUCCUCCUUGCCGCGGCGCCCACCUCCAAAGCCAAGACCGACUCCAUCAACAUCCUGGCAGAUGUGUUGCCUGAAGAGAUGCCGUAA